Messenger RNA from Coprinopsis cinerea okayama7#130, 1983 nucleotides. RefSeq lists its product as hypothetical. The record is from RefSeq and is a predicted model, not a curated record. The transcript is spliced from 22 exons. The coding region runs from base 1 to 1983 and encodes 660 amino acids. Gene Ontology annotation, biological process: regulation of actin filament polymerization. Lineage: Eukaryota; Fungi; Basidiomycota; Agaricomycetes; Agaricales; Psathyrellaceae. Gene Ontology annotation, molecular function: protein binding.
AUGGCAGAAACGACGACAAGCUAUGGAAAAACUCUCCCAGAUCAAGCCGACAGGAUUGGGACCUACUUCGACACCCAUCUAGAGCUUAUCGGCGACGUACGGGAAAUCUACACUGCACGAGCAGCGUUGGAGCGGGAAUAUGCAACCAAACUCCAGACAUUGGCACGGAAGGCCGCGGACAAGAAGGCAAAGAUGGAGCAGGCUAUCGUCCUUGGAACUGAUCCUUCGAGGUCGUUCGAUGCGAGAACAUUGAAAGCCAACACUCUGAACGCAGCGUAUGACGAGAUCAUCAACUCGAUAGCAAGCACUGCGGAGGACCACAUUAAUAUCGCCGAUUCGGUAACAGGACAGGUUGUGGAAGUCCUUCGAGUGUUGGAACGGAGGAACGAGGAGGCAAAGAAGAAGGCCCGUCCCUAUCGCAUUCCGUUUGAAGUAGCGCACCUUCAAAAGCUGUUGGCAGAUAGGGAUAGGGUCUAUGGCGAUCGUCUAAAGAGCAAGACAAAGUAUGACGAAGACUGCUUAGAAGUCGAAGCAUUCCGACAGAAACAGAAUCGAGCCUCUGACGACAAACACGCCGAUCGCGCCGCGAAGCAAGCAGAACAACAGCGCAACGACAUGCUGAACAGCAAGAACGUGUAUCUGAUCUCCAUCGCCAUUGCAAAUCAGGUCAAGCAUCGCUUCUACAGCGAGGAUCUACCGCGACUGGAAGAUGAAUACCAGAGACUGCAAACGCGACUCAUCCAGCGCUUCGCCAAAAUCCUCGAACAUUGUCAAACACUCCAGAUCCAGCACCUAGAUACCGUCAAAUCUCGAAUCCAGAACGUUCAAGCCAGGUUGAAUGCGGUUGACCCGGUCAAAGACGAGGAACUAUUCAUCAAUCACAACAUCCGCCCAUUCUCAGAGCCAUUGGACUGGAAAUUCGAGCCUUGUGCGGGUCAUUAUGACACGGACGCUAUGAGCGUUGAGCCAGUUCCCAAAGUCUUUAUCCAAAACAAGUUAAGGCGCUGCAAGGAGAAGCUUCAGGAGUUACAGCCGCUCAUUAAUGCGAAGAAGAGUGAGGUCGGCCAACUGGAAAGACAAGUUCAAGGUUACCAGCCCGACCACCAACUGGGCAAGAUAGACGACCUGGUCGAUAGCUACCUCGAAGCCGAACACCAGCUCAUUUAUUACCUGAACUCAGAACACAUUUUGAAAGCUGAGAAGGACACGAUUGUCGCGACCAUUGGAUCCGACGUCGGUUCCCAGAGCCCUCACCAGUUCAAGAGCUCGUCGUUCUCGAUCCCGACGCACUGCGGAUAUUGCAAGUCGUCGAUUUGGGGCCUCAGUAAGCAGGGGAAAACCUGCAAGGCCUGCGGCGUAUCUGUUCACACCAGGUGUGAACUUAAGAUCCCUGCGAACUGUGGGCAAGAGGACACCCCGACAUCCCCGUCAAGCUCGUCUUUAGCAAGAUCCAACACAGCUUCUACCACACGAACGACGACCUCUUCACAUCUGAGCGUUCCUGGAGGUCCAACAGACGCCUCUCGAACUCCUACACCCUCCUCAUUCGUCAAGUCGGAACCACAAUCAGAUGAAUCAUCAGUAUCUGAAUCCUACCCAACCGUUCGCGCCAUUUUCGACUUUCCGGCUUCUUCAGAAUUCGAACUGGCCAUUCGUGAGAAUGAGACCCUGUACAUGCUGGAACCAGACGACGGAUCGGGGUGGGUCAAGGUGUCCAACGCAAGGGGCGAAAGCGGUUUGGUCCCUGCGACCUAUAUCGAGGACACGGGCAGCAGUGCCCUUGAAGCACAAGGCCCAUGCGAGCGAUCUACGAUUACCAGGCUCAAACUCCAGACGAACUUCCGCUCACAGAAGGCGAAGUUCUUGAGCUAUCGAGUGGAGCUACCGGCGGUCGGAAUUAUGCUGAAGGGUGGUGGGAAGGAUUCAACUCUCAAGGACGGAAAGCGACCUACGUUCCUCGUAACUCAGGUCGAAUCUCUGUAA